UUCUCGAAGAGGCAUAAAAAACGUCUUUCGCUCGCGACAACGAGAAAACAAGAAAAUCUUGUGAACACGGCCCAGAAAAUGGCAAGCCAAAGUUCAACCAAACAAAACGGAGAAGCGACAAUGGAGGAAGUGCCGGGGUCGAUUGUCACAUAUACAGAAAAAGAAAUAAAUACCUUCAAAGACGACAUGGCCCCUGAAAACACGAAAAAGAGUACGCCGCUUGCAAUCGUCCUGACUCGUGAUACUUAGAAAAGUAUACAAAACAGAGCUGAACUUGAACAGUAUUUCUAAAACAUUUCAAGGCACUUACCAUAUAUCAAUCGCGACGUUAAACUUUCAGUGCUUUAGCUUGGACACUUCAUUUCUUUCAGUUUUGCCGCCAAAGAGGUAAAA
Messenger RNA from Porites lobata, 393 nucleotides. Lineage: Eukaryota; Metazoa; Cnidaria; Anthozoa; Scleractinia; Poritidae. The record is from the annotation of a GenBank genome assembly.